AUGGACGCGUCUACGCGGUUAUAUGCACGAUUGGGCGAAAUUCCUGAAGAUCCUAAUGACCCCGAGAGUCUUGAUGAUCUGAUCGUUUGCGCUUUUGGGGCAUUCGAGAGGUACUACUUGUGCUGGAAAACAAGAAGCGGCGAGUUCAGGCAAGAUGGCUACGAUCUACCUCUCGCACUAAACGACUGGCUAAACCCGACUGACGGCACAGCACGAGACUGGGCCUCGCUUCAGGUUGUUUUCGGACGCGGUGAAGAAUACUUUGCGUCGGACAAGAACGGGAAACUCGAGUACAAAGAACCAGAAGUCAAGAAACAGGCUGAAGAGGAGGGAAAGGAGAAAUCUGACAGGCAAGCGCUGCGCAGAUCCAGAACAGUUUCGUUCCUGCGACCACUCUCACAGGCCAGCAAUCGAUCCGAUGGCCCGGCUGCCGACCAGCCUGCGAAUAACAGGCGCACAUCAUCCAUCUCAUCUCAUCGAGCGUCGCGGCCCCCCAGCCUUUCAUACUCUACAACAGGAUCAGAAGCUUCUACAGCGCCUCCGAUCAGCAACGAAUCUCAAAGUACUGUUCCAAUCGCAGAGACCUCCUUUGUCUCGCGAUUCACAUCAUUGGGCUCCGGCACAGGUCCAACAGCUGUAACAUCUACACCAGCAGCGGAACUCAAUGCGUUGAUAGCUAUCCCAACCUCGACGUCGAGUACGACUGCUACGCAGGAUGCUCCUUCUUUCUCCAAUCCGCCGCAGCUUUCGAACAAGAACGCGAACCGGUCAGGUAUCACGUCCAUACCUGAAGAGAGAUUCACACACAAAAUCAAGUCGAUCGACACCACCCCUGAAGCAUGUACAUGCGGGUGUCACGACCCACCAAUUCCUUCUGUCCGGCAAUCCACCUACGCCAAUGCCAGCGUCCAAACAGAUCCGACAUCACCGGCACCGAGGUCAGCUCUUCGAGUCGACACAUCCAGUGCUUCCAGAUGGAGCAACAACAACUACAGUGCCGUUUCUCACGACUUGCAAACCCCCAUCUUUGAUAGCUGUUCACCGGCGAUUCCUUUCUCCAUGGGGCGGAUGACAAAUUACUUCAGCAAGCCUGGCUACCAGCUCGGCGAUAGCUUGGCCAGUGGAUAUCAAUAUUGUGAGCAGCCGAUGUAUCAGUACCAAGAUGCAUUUGGGGACGAGGCUUUGCGGUGA
Messenger RNA from Ascochyta rabiei, 1191 nucleotides. RefSeq lists its product as uncharacterized. Lineage: Eukaryota; Fungi; Ascomycota; Dothideomycetes; Pleosporales; Didymellaceae. The transcript has 2 exons. The record is from RefSeq and is a predicted model, not a curated record. Bases 1 to 1191 code for a protein of 396 amino acids.